AUGUCCAGCCUCCAGGCACUAUGCUCCGGCCUGCCGCUGCGGCCCCUCCCGGAGAACCGGGGCCGCUGGGCUGGGGUGCCCCACGCACCGGUCAGGACGCCCGGCCUCAACCCCGCGGAGGAGCAGCUGGCGCUGAGGAAUGCCCUGCGCUACUUCCCCCCCGAUGUCCAGCAGCUACUGGCCCCUGAGUUUGCCCAGGAGCUGCGACUGUAUGGGCAUAUUUACAUGUACCGGUUCUGCCCUACCAUGAAAAUGAGGGCCUACCCCAUCGAGCAGUACCCCUGUCGGACGAGAGCUGCGGCGGCCAUCAUGCACAUGGUCAUGAACAACCUGGACCCUGCUGUGGCCCAGUUUCCGCAGGAGCUCGUGACCUAUGGAGGAAAUGGGCAGGUGUUCAGCAACUGGGCUCAGUUCUGGCUGACGAUGUCCUACUUGUCGCAGAUGACGGAGGAGCAGACCCUGGUCAUGUAUAGUGGACACCCACUGGGCCUCUUUCCCAGCACUCCCUGGGCCCCCAGGCUGGUCAUCACUAAUGGGAUGGUCAUUCCCAACUACUCCUCCAGGACAGAGUAUGAGAAGCUCUUUGCCAUGGGAGUCACAAUGUACGGCCAGAUGACAGCAGGCAGUUACUGCUACAUCGGACCCCAGGGAAUUGUCCACGGCACAGUGCUAACCGUGUUGAAUGCUGGCCGACGGUACCUGGGUGUCAAGGACCUCAUGGGGAAGGUCUUUGUCACCUCUGGGCUGGGCGGAAUGAGUGGUGCGCAAGCCAAAGCCGCAGUCAUCGUGGGGUGCAUCGGUGUGAUAGCAGAGGUGGAUAAAGCCGCCCUCAUGAAACGCCACGAGCAAGGAUGGCUGAUGGAAGUGACCAGCAGCUUGGACCACUGCAUUGAAAGACUCAGGGAAGCAAGGAAAAGGAAGGAGGUGCUCAGUCUUGGUUACCAUGGCAAUGUGGUGGAUCUUUGGGAGCGCCUGGUCCACGAAUUGGACACAACAGGGGAGCUCUUGGUGGACCUGGGAUCAGACCAGACUUCCUGCCACAACCCAUUCAAUGGUGGUUACUACCCUGUGCAGCUGGGCUUCGCGGAGGCCCAGAGCCUCAUGGCCUCUGACCCUGCUGCAUUCAAGGGCCUGGUCCAGGAAAGCCUGAGGAGGCAAGUCUCAGCCAUCAACAGACUGGCCAAGGAGAACUUCUUCUUUUGGGACUAUGGCAAUGCCUUCCUCUUGGAGGCCCAAAGAGCAGGAGCUGACGUGGAGAAGAAAGGUGCCAGCAAGACGGAAUUCCGCUACCCCUCGUAUGUCCAGCACAUCAUGGGGGACAUAUUCUCCCUGGGAUUUGGGCCUUUCCGCUGGGUGUGCACGUCAGGGGACCCCCAGGACCUGGCAGUCACAGAUGAGCUGGCCACGUGCGUGCUGGAGAAGGCCAUCGCUGAUGGAGUGAACCCGGCUGUGAAGCUGCAGUAUAUGGACAACAUCCGCUGGAUCCGGGAGGCCGCCAAGCACCGGCUGGUAGUAGGGUCCCAGGCGAGGAUCCUGUACUCAGACCAGAAAGGCCGUGUGGCCAUCGCUGUGGCCUUCAACCAAGCCAUCGCCCGUGGGGAGAUCAAGGCGCCGGUGGUCCUGAGCCGAGACCAUCAUGAUGUGAGUGGCACGGACAGCCCCUUUAGGGAGACCUCCAACAUUUACGAUGGCUCUGCCUUCUGUGCAGACAUGGCUGUGCAGAACUUCGUGGGAGAUGCCUUUCGCGGUGCCACCUGGGUCGCUCUUCACAAUGGCGGGGGUGUCGGCUGGGGUGAGGUGAUCAAUGGAGGGUUUGGCCUCGUGCUGGACGGGACCCAGGAGGCUGAGCAGAAGGCCAGGAUGAUGCUCAGCUGGGAUGUCUCCAAUGGAGUGGCUCGGCGCUGUUGGUCUGGGAACCAGAAGGCCUACGAGAUCAUCUGCCAGACGAUGCAGGACAACAAGGGCUUGGUGGUGACGCUCCCCCAUGAGGUGGCAGACGAGUGCGUGCUGCAGCAGGCCCUGUGGCCAUGAGGGGGCCUGAGAGCCGGCCUUGCUUCCCUUGCCCCCUUGAUUCCUGUCCCCA
Molecule: messenger RNA, 2083 nt
Organism: Enhydra lutris kenyoni (northern sea otter)
Lineage: Eukaryota; Metazoa; Chordata; Mammalia; Carnivora; Mustelidae
Product: urocanate hydratase 1
Biological process (GO): L-histidine catabolic process
Molecular function (GO): urocanate hydratase activity
Source: RefSeq, a predicted model, not a curated record